AUGACUGUCAACUAUGAUCGGGGAGCAUGCGGCGCUGUUGAUCGACCCUGUCUCCCUGAGUCGGCAUCUUUAGCGGCGCAGGGCAUCCGGCAUGACGGUCACAUCCAGGACUCUGCCUCGCUGUCGCCUUCAUACGAUAAUCAUGGAACAUCCGAGUCCAUCCUCAGCGACGACAGAUCUAUAUUCAAUGCUAUUAGAGUCAGUUCCUCGAGGGAGGAUAUCCGGUUUGGUGGCUCCGCCUACAACAACAAUCCUGUUCUGGAGCAAGGACUAGCGGCAAACAUGGCCAUGUUCAUUCCUACGGGUCACUCACACGGCGGUUCCUCCUUUGCCGACUUUCCAUACGACAGAAUACAGGCACAAGGAUCGAGAACACUCUGGUGGCGCUCCCAAAUGCGCUCGGAUCAGUGCUUGCAGAGCUCGCAUCCACCGGGACCAACUUCUUUCAACGAUGACCCAGCACUCGAUUCUGCUCGGCCGAUUCAUUGCAAAGCUGUUUCUCUCGGAGAUCGUGGUUUACCGGAGCCCAAGUGGCCAGGCCCCUUGCCAUCUGCCGUGAAAAGUAUUCAACCCCGAUACCCACCACCGGCAAGGGCACCAACACCCCCGGGCUUCCGUCUUUCGAACGGUGUUUCUACACCCUGGACCUCACGACAUACCCCUGGAGAGGGCUCACGGAUUGGCUCAUACGGCGACGCGGUGAGGAAGUUCUUUGGCCUGUCAGCCUCAUCUACAUCGCGUCCCGCCGAGCUCUCGGUAGCUGGCAUUGGGAGAGCCGAGGAUGGAACGGCUGUCCAGGGCCGGUUCCCUUACCGAACAAGCGGCCAUGGAAUGAACCUAGCCCGGCAGCUGGAUGAUCAUCCUUUUCAUCAGCGAAAUUUGGCUGUUGCCCAAUGUGAGAUGGUGGCGGCGGAUAGCGAGCCUGAGACGGAUGCUUCAUCCUCAAAGAAUGCCAGGGCUCACCUAGCCACUCGCACUCCUCAAGCGGCUUCCUCGGGCCGUCCAUGCUUAUCUUCGGGGGCGGCUUUACCGUCCGCACCAGCACCCGCUGUGACAGGGGUUUCACGAAAACUCAUCAAGGCUACCGCGCUUUUUAGCCCCCCAAGAAAUCCGGCACGGCAGAGCGGGCCAUCCAGAGUGGCACCGUCUGUAAGCCCAGCCGAGUCCCCUGUUGAAGGGAACAACAUUGGACGGGGUUAUCUUCCUCCCAAUCCUUCCCAACUUCAAUUGCCUCCUCUCACAGCAACCGUGGAUGGAACGGCAGCAGAGGAAGACUUCGGUACAGAGACAUUCUCUUCUCGUGAUCUUAUGUCCUGGCUCACAGCUCGCAUCUACCUGUGCUGUUGCCUGGGAAAUUAUUCAACUCAUAAAAGUCACGGUAACUUCGAGGAACCUCUGAAUAUCACCAGCUCCCUAGAAACCUACGCAACGGCCAGAAGCGAAUUCUCGGCCAUUGGCCCUCUUUUUCCAACGCGGCUCGGAAGUGAGAACCAGCAUCCUCGAUGGUAUGGUUUUCAGUGUUUGGUUUCGUCUGUGUCUGGUCUUGUGUCUCCUGCACGCCGGAUCGUGGAUCCGGUCCCCGUCUAA
Molecule: messenger RNA, 1587 nt
Organism: Penicillium alfredii
Lineage: Eukaryota; Fungi; Ascomycota; Eurotiomycetes; Eurotiales; Aspergillaceae
Exons: 2
Coding region: 1-1587 (528 amino acids)
Source: RefSeq, a predicted model, not a curated record